Messenger RNA from Stomoxys calcitrans (stable fly), 3071 nucleotides. It is a transcript of the gene GCS1, whose product is annotated as mannosyl-oligosaccharide glucosidase. The transcript is spliced from 2 exons. Gene Ontology annotation, biological process: oligosaccharide metabolic process; protein N-linked glycosylation. Gene Ontology annotation, cellular component: endoplasmic reticulum membrane. The coding region runs from base 211 to 2817 and encodes 868 amino acids. Gene Ontology annotation, molecular function: Glc3Man9GlcNAc2 oligosaccharide glucosidase activity. The record is from RefSeq and is a predicted model, not a curated record. NCBI's taxonomy places the organism in Eukaryota, Metazoa, Arthropoda, Insecta, Diptera, Muscidae.
UUACAUCCCUACAUUUGCAUUUGCUGUUCUUCCAAAUAGCAAAUAGAAUUUAAAUAUGUAAAACCGGAAAAGUAAACAAGAGAUUGCUUAAAUUUAGACAUUUUAAGUAGAUUAGAGCAGCGUUUUAUAACUUUGGAGUCUUCGCUUAUUUAUAAGGUAGGAUAAAUGUUCUAACCACUCCGUUCUCACGAUACUAUCAAAUCACGAAAAAUGGCACGUCAGCGGGAUAAUAAGGGUGGCUCUAAUAGUUCGACUGAUAAAGCUGGAAAACAGAAAAGUUCUAAACAACACAACGAAAAUGCAGAUUCAACUAAAUCUAAUAAUAGCAGUACAACAACUACCAGUACCACCUCCUCGACAACGGCUACCGGUAAUAAACCAAAACACACAGGUCACCCCAAGAAAGCCACUUUUGAGGAGCCUUCUUCCAAAUUUGUUUUGAAUAAAUGGAAGACAUUGGCUGGAAGCAUUUGUAUGGCUGUGGCUGCAUAUUUUUGUUAUCAAGGAUAUUUGGAGACACGUGUCAAUACUCCUUUUGAUAAUCAGAAAAUGGUUACACGCACUGGCCUCGAUGAUGCAGAACGCUAUUGGGGUUCUUAUCGUCCACUUAAUUAUUUUGGUAUGAAAACCCGAGAUCCCCAUUCAUUGGUAAUGGGAUUAAUGUGGUAUACCCCAUCAAAUCUGGGUCAUGGUGGAAAGGGUAUACGUCAUUGGUGUGAUAUGGGCGAUAAUUUGGAUAAGUAUGGUUGGACCCAUCACGAUGGUCGUUCGUUUGGUAUUCAGGAGAUACAUGAUUUGCCCUUUGAACUGAAGACCUCCUUUGUGAAAUAUCCCAGCGGCAAACAGUUUGGAGGUGAUUGGACAGCUAGAAUUUCUGUAAAGAAUACUACCAGAGCUUGGGAUAAAUCGAUAUCUUUAAUAUGGUACGUUGCAUUGGAUGAACGUACAAAUGGUCAUAUCAAAUAUGUGUCAGACGAUAAGAGUCCAGAACCUGGGGUGUAUGGGGAAACCCUGGGUCUAGGAGAAUUCCAGCUACGAUUUCAUCCAGUUAAAGGACGCAUUUUGCACAAGUCAUCUCUUUCCACAGUGGCACCUUCAUUGAGUAAGCUAAAGGAGACUGUAUUUACACACUUCCGUGCUUUUACCGACAAAAAGGGACAACGUUAUAUUGGACUGCCGGGCGAAAUGAUUUCUCAUAAUGGCCAAGCACCGGCCGAUCCAAAUUUUAUUGCUAUACAAAUAACUGCUGAAGUUGAUUUUACCCUGGAUAUAACGUAUCAAUCGACGUCUGGAUUUUCGGUGGGCGAAAUGAUUCCAAAACCUCCUACGGGUAGGGAGUACACAAAUUCACUGCAGGAGCAUAUUGCAGCGUUUGACAAACGUUUUGAGGAAACGUUCCAUUUGAAAGCCAAAGGUUUUUCCAAUGAGGAGAUUAAAUUUGCCAAAUACGCUUUGAGUAACAUGUUGGGCGGCAUUGGUUACUUCUAUGGAGCUAGCAAGGUGCAAUCUGUUUAUACCAAAAAUCCUGUUCCAUACUGGAAAUCCGCUCUGUACACGGCAGUGCCUUCACGCUCCUUCUUUCCACGUGGCUUUUUGUGGGAUGAAGGUUUUCAUGGGCUGCUCAUAUCGUCCUGGGACAUUGAUAUUGAAUUGGAUAUUAUUAGUCAUUGGUUUGACUUGCUUAAUAUUGAAGGUUGGAUACCCCGUGAACAAAUACUUGGUGUUGAAGCUUUAGCCAAGGUUCCCGAAGAAUUUGUUAUACAACGCAACACCAAUGCGAAUCCACCAACUUUCCUGCUGGCUUUAAAGAAAAUAUUAAAACACCAUAAGCAAGAGUUAUCGGUUAAAGGAAGAUUGGACACAUUGGAACGAAUAUAUCCACGUCUACAGGCCUGGUUUUCGUGGUACAACACCACACAGCGUGGUGACGUGGCAGGUACUUAUCAAUGGCGUGGUCGUGAUGCCACCACAGAAAGAGAAUUGAAUCCAAAAACUCUUACUUCUGGCCUAGAUGAUUAUCCCAGGAGUUCACAUCCUACCAGCAAAGAGCGUCACAUAGAUAUUAGAUGUUGGAUGGCGUUUGCCGCAAGUCUUAUGGCGGAACUUUCAACUAUACUGAGGAAGGAUGACCACAAAUACUAUGAAACUUCAGGAUUUUUGAAAGACAAUGCGAUAUUGAAUGAACAACAUUUGAGUCCCUACACGGAAACCUAUGCCGAUUGGGGUCUGCACACCGACUCUGUGGUAUUAAAACGUCCGCAGUUGACGCAAAAGAAUGUCAACCGUAUGCAACAACAGCAACACCAACAAAUGGAAAUGGUUAGAGUGACUCUCAAACAGCCCGAUUACAAGUUUGUCGACUCUACUUUUGGUUAUGUCAAUAUAUUUCCCUUUCUUUUGGAAAUUCUCGAUCAUGACUCGCCCUAUUUGGGUAAACUCCUGAAGGAUAUUCGAGAUCCUCAAAAGCUAUGGACUCCCUACGGAUUACGCUCUCUUUCCAAGUUGUCGCCUUUGUAUCAAAAACGCAAUACGGAACAUGAUCCUCCAUAUUGGAGAGGGCCCAUUUGGAUUAACAUUAAUUAUUUGGCAGUAAAAGCUUUGCGCCACUACGGCAGCAUUGAGGGUCCCCAUGCCGCCUUAGCCCGCGAAAUCUAUGCAGAAUUGAGGGAAAAUUUAAUACACAACAUAUUCAAGGAGUUCCAACGAACAGGAUACUUGUGGGAACAGUACGAUGAUACCACAGGUAAAGGUAAAGGCUGCUACCCCUUUACUGGUUGGAGUUCCUUGGUUGUGCUUAUGAUGUCAGAGCAAUACUAGAGCAUAUAGACUAUAAAUAUAUAAACCAUUAAAGAUUUGACUACUUAGUACAAUUUGUAAUUUAUAUCUUAAACCAUACGAAUCUACUCAAUUAUCAAAAGAAUUUAAAUCAUAAUCUUGAGAAUAUGAUUUUAUCAUUAGUAAAUUUGUAGUUUAAGACCAUGAUAAAGGACAAAAAAAAAAUUAAUAACUUAAAAGCCAUGUGUUAUUUGUGUAGGUAAAAUUAACUAAUAAUAAAUACAGUUAAAUCUUAA